AGAGAGAGAGAGAGAGAGAGAGAGAUUUGUCUCCAUAUAGGACACAGGACUCACUGACAGACACUCUGCACUGUCCACAGUGCUGCAGACAGUAAAAGCUGAACAAUGGGAUUAUUCAAGUCUGUUCUUGGAAGAAACAUCACUUUUGUUCGUCCUCCAUAUUUCAUAAUAAGUGGGUUUUCUGGCAUACCUCAUAUGAACUAUUACUAUGUCUUUCUCUUUUUUGUUUAUAUUGUGUCAGUGUUGGGAAACACAGCUGUGAUGGCUGUAAUAUUGUUGGACAGAAAUCUAAGAACUCCAAAAUAUGUUGCAGUUUUUAACCUUGCAUGGACAGACCUGCUUGGUAGCACUGUUCAGGUACCAAAGGUUCUUGACAUAUUUCUGUUUAAUCACCACAUCAUCUCCUAUAAUGACUGUAUGACAUUUCUUUUUUUCUCCUACAUGUGUCUUUCUAUGCAGUCUCUUAAUCUGGUUGUUCUCUCCUAUGACAGACUGAUAGCGAUCACCUUCCCACUGCACUAUCACAUGAAGGUCACACACAGGUUCAUGUUUUCUUUGGUUGGCUUUUUCUGGGUUUUCACAAUAAUUGUUACUCUCAUUGCUGUGGGUCUUCUCACAACACUUUCCAUCUGUAAGUCAGUGAUUAUUAACAGUUAUUUCUGUGAUUACAGCCAAAUAUUUUGGCUGGCCUGUAAUGACAAAACCUCCAGUUAUAUAAUUGCUUGGUUGUUACCAGUUCUUAUUCUUUGGGUUCCACUGAUAUUUAUCCUGUUAACUUACACAUAUAUUGGUUGCACUCUGACUAAAAUAUCUUCAGUUAAGGAAAGACUAAAAGCUUAUAAAACCUGCAGUGCUCAUCUUUCACUUGUGGCAAUCUAUUUCCUCCCAAUUUUAAUCACAUUUACCUUCAAUAGAUACAUGCCUACAAAUGCUAGAAUUAUAAACAUGUCUCUGACCUCUGUCAUUCCACCCAUGUUAAACCCAUUUAUUUAUGUUCUACAGACAAAAGAAAUCAAUGAAUCUGUGAAAAAGAUGUUCAAAAUCAAAUGGAAAUCCAAAUUUAUAAUGAAACAUUAA
This is a messenger RNA of Thalassophryne amazonica, 1077 nucleotides long. Its product is annotated as olfactory receptor 1F1-like. NCBI's taxonomy places the organism in Eukaryota, Metazoa, Chordata, Actinopteri, Batrachoidiformes, Batrachoididae. The record is from RefSeq and is a predicted model, not a curated record. The transcript has a single exon. Gene Ontology annotation, biological process: G protein-coupled receptor signaling pathway. Gene Ontology annotation, cellular component: membrane. Gene Ontology annotation, molecular function: olfactory receptor activity; G protein-coupled receptor activity. The coding region runs from base 106 to 1077 and encodes 323 amino acids.